This is a messenger RNA of Aspergillus pseudonomiae, 1515 nucleotides long. RefSeq names its product protoglobin family protein. The transcript is spliced from 3 exons. Gene Ontology annotation, molecular function: heme binding; oxygen binding. The record is from RefSeq and is a predicted model, not a curated record. Lineage: Eukaryota; Fungi; Ascomycota; Eurotiomycetes; Eurotiales; Aspergillaceae. Bases 398 to 1249 code for a protein of 283 amino acids.
UUUUUUUUUUUUUUCUUCGGCAUUGGAUACCAUGGAAGGCUUCCGUGUGGAUUGAUAGUAUGCUUUCCUUGUCCUGGCUUUGGGCUCAUUAAUUAUUUCCAUUUAAUUAUUUUUAUUAUUAAACCCUUAAUUAUUAUUAUUUUAUUAUUUCAAUCCUGUGAGCCAAGGUCUCCAUAGAUCUAUAUAAUCAUGCAAUACCUCACGUCUCCGGCCAGGUCUUGAGUCAUCAUCGUUUCUUAGAUUCUUCUACCAUCCUUCUAUCUUUCCCAUCUAUAACUCCAAGAUAACCCCAGGUGUUCGUAACUAAGAUCUCUCCUGCUUCUUAGUUCAAUCCUUCCAACAGGAAACAAUUUGCAUCCUUCAUCUCUCCCCCCUACUCUACUCCAAGCAAGCCAAGAUGGAAGGACUAUACUUCGACUCCAGUCGGCCCAUAAAACAUGUCGACCGAAAGGCACUCUACACCCGGCUCGAGGCCCGCAUCAACUAUCUCCAGGACUUCCUGGACUUCAAUUCUGCUGACAUCGAAGCCCUGACAACCGGCUCCAAGUACAUCAAAGCCCUCAUCCCCGCCGUCGUCAACAUCGUCUACAAGAAACUCCUGGAGCAGGAUAUCACGGCCCGGGCCUUCCACACCCGGGAUACGGCCGACGAGAGACCGAUCGAAGAGUUCUACAGUGAGGAGAGUCCGCAGAUCUUGCGCCGGAAGAUGUUCCUCCGGUGGUACUUGACGAAGCUCUGCUCGGAUCCCACCCAGACGGAGUUCUGGCGGUAUCUGAAUAAAGUUGGCUUGAUGCACGCCGCACAAGAACGCAUGCACCCUCUCAACAUCGAAUACAUCCACAUGGGCGCCUGUCUGGGCUUCAUCCAAGACAUCUUCACCGAAGCGCUGAUGUCGCACCCGCGCCUGCAGCUGCAGCGCAAGGUGGCCCUCGUCCGCGCCAUCGGCAAAAUCAUCUGGAUCCAGAACGACCUCAUCGCCAAGUGGCGGAUCCGCGACGGCGAAGAAUAUGCCGAUGAGAUGUCGCAAAUGACCCUGGACGAGCGGGAGGGAUUCCUCGGCGACAAGAAGAUCCUGGGCGACAGCAGCAGCACGUCCGCCAGCUCAAGCGACGACGAUCGCUCCAGUGUGCACAGCAGUAUAGCCCCCAGCAUUGCGCCUUCCACGAUCUCGGCAUGCCCCUUUGCGGAUAUGGUCAUGAGCAAUUCGGCGGCGUCGACGUCGGAGACGAAGAUCUGGGCUGGGAAGUGAUUGACCAAUAAUUGCUAAUCGGUCGAGAAAGCUUAUCUGGGAAGCAAAUUAUGAUGCGCCACGGCAAGGAAAGCAUUCAGGAAUCAAAAGGCAUGGCUGGCGUAAGGGACUAGAUGAUUACCUCCUUUUUUUUCUUUUUCUAUUCUUUGUUCCUCUUUUUCUUUAUUUCUUUUCGAGAGUGUUGACGGGGCUUUUGCUCGUCUAGAAGCAUGCAUGGCGGGUGUUUGGGCUUUCUGAUCUUUUGCACAAUAUAAUCCAACGAUAUC